AUGCCUCCCUCAGUAAUCGAAAUCGUGGAAUGGCCACACCCAAAGAUCCACAUUGCUGUUGACAAAACGUUCCUCGACAACGUCAAAUGUGCACGCGAUCCCCCCAUUGAGAUCUUGGACGACGACAACCAAGUUACACCUGAAUCAGAGAACAGACAAUCAGAGAAACGACCACCUACUUCUCAAAGAGACACAUCCAAACCAGCAAAAAAGGCACGAGUUACGUUCGCUGAAACGAUCACGAGCAGCAGCAGCAGCAGCAGUAGCAGCAGCAUGACAAAGGCCAACACCAACAGCAGCGUGACAAAGGCCAACACCAACAGCAGCGUGGCAAAGGCCAAGACCAGCAACAACGUGGCAAAGGCCAAGACCAGCAGCAGCGUGACGAAAGCCAAGACCAGCAGCAGCGUAAAGAAGACCAAUGCAAGCAGCAGCAAUAGCACACCAGCAACUUCGACCAAUAUCUACAAAUGGAGCAUUGUUGAAUUGGGUCCUGUACCACAUGCACACCAAAGUGGACCUCCUCGGAUGCCAGGUGGCGUGGAUGAAUACGCAGGACGCAAGACUGUAAAAGAAUGGUUGCAAGCAGAAAGCAAAUACAAGAAGGAUGUCAAACAAACCAGGGUGCCAGUAUACAAGAGUGGUGAUCGACAAAUUGCUCGAAUUGGUGCUGAAGAGGCCGACAUUGAUUUGACUCCUGAAGGAAAGCAACAUGGUGCACCUAUUGGGAAGUUGCCGGAUCAAUUGCUCAGCCUAAUCUUUCAACAAUGUUCCCACAUUCAAACAUUAUCAACGGUGGUGACCGUGUGUCGUCAAUGGCGUCGUGCUGGUUUGGAUCCAUUUGUGUGGCGUCAUGUUUCAGCCGAGCAAAUGUCACUUUUCGAGCAGAUUGUGCAAUGCGGCAAAAGUGAUAAACGACCUUUAGCACGACGACUCCAACAUACUGUUUCAAUCACAUUGGAUACGAUCAUAUACGCAUCUUGUCGGAUUCACAGCUUACCAAAGAACGCAAGGACGAUCUUUCCACGGCUAAAAGAAGUGUAUGCAACAUGGCAUCAUUAUGAGGAUUUGCUUCGAUUUAUCACUUGGAUCCCUGGCCUUGAAGUGAUUUGGGCUGAUCGCAUCAAAGUCAUGUCUCGUCAUCAGCAAAUGUUGAUUUUCUCCGAAUUCAAGAAGCACCAAAAGACAUUGAAAAAAUUGAGCAUGCGAUUCAGUGAAGGAUGUCCUGUGGAAGGUUAUUUGGACGAAUCACCGGAUGAACCCAACGUUCUGCCACGAACCCUUGAAGUGCUCGAAUUGGUGAAUAUCUACGACCCUGAUGAAGAGGAUCAUAUGAAGCAUCUACGUAAGGUACAAGAAAAGAUUACAAUGGAGGACCAACGUUCGGGAUACGCCCAACUUCAAGGAUCACUCAACACAAAGUAUCGAUCGAUUGGUCAAUUACACAACUUGCGAGCGCUUACUUUUGGUCGUUGCAAUGCAUGGACAGCUGAGAUAUGGCGAAAAUGUUUAUUACCUUGCGCACCAAAGCUGGAGUUUUUAUCAUUGGCUGGAUGGGAUAGCAGAGGACGUAUACAGGACACCCCUGAUGAACGAUUACAGGCACGGGAAAACUUACCUGGUGAACCACCUAUCAGCUUGGCAGAACGUGCUAUUGCAGACAGCAUUGCUCGCAUGAGUAAAAUACGACGUAUUCAGCUGGUCAAGUUUUAUAUCGGUCAUGGAAUCGUUCAAGGUGUCAAGCGGUUACUGCAUAAUAAUGAUGGCGACCUUGAAAUCGAAGCAGUCUAUGUCAAUGGCAAAAAAGCACGCAGCGGGAUGGCAAGAUUAGAGGCACUAGAAGGCACAAGCACAGAUCUAGAAAUUUACUUUCAAUGA
Molecule: messenger RNA, 1878 nt
Organism: Lichtheimia ornata
Lineage: Eukaryota; Fungi; Mucoromycota; Mucoromycetes; Mucorales; Lichtheimiaceae
Exons: 4
Coding region: 1-1878 (625 amino acids)
Molecular function (GO): protein binding
Source: RefSeq, a predicted model, not a curated record